Molecule: messenger RNA, 396 nt
Organism: Penicillium verrucosum
Lineage: Eukaryota; Fungi; Ascomycota; Eurotiomycetes; Eurotiales; Aspergillaceae
Exons: 3
Coding region: 1-396 (131 amino acids)
Source: RefSeq, a predicted model, not a curated record
AUGAAAUGUCUUGGUGAGCCGACACAGUAUCUCAACUGUGCUCUCCGUCGUGACUACGCCAGCCGAACGAUCACUAUGACCCAGUCAGCAUACGUGCAGAAGGUGCUACAUGUGGCAGAUGUGGCAGGUUUUAAGGACAUACCCUUGCCUGUUAGCUGGAAAGAGGAUAACGCUAAUGUCUCGACUGUGCUUGAUGAUGAAGGAUAUGAAUUCUACCAAAAGCCCAUGAUUGCUAUACCGACACUCCAUGACAUGGAAGCAAUGCAGCACGUUGUCAAAUACCUACGGGGCAAUGAACAUGCAAGUCGAUCACCAGUUGCACAGUCCACUAAGAAGCAAUCAAUUACCGCGAACUCUACACCUAUUGCUGAAUGGUGGAUGACCAACCGGAUUUGA